CUGAUAACCGGUUGAGCCUGCGAGAGCUGUCAGCUGCGUUGCCGAAUGGUUCUUGAUUCUUCUCUCAACUUGGGAGUUGGGACGGUACACAGUCCAGCUGGCGCGGUCGAGCGUCUUCUUCUUCUGUCUUGGCUCGGAUUCGCUCUCUGCAAAGCCAAGGCCGGCCGAGUCAGAGCCACGGGCAGCCGGUUCCAUAACGGAUCGUCGAUCUGCACGAGACCAUGUCGCGCAGCACCGGCAAGGGCAUGCUUGCCCGUGUGCAGCUGGACCCUUUGCUUCACUCUUCCCUCGUCCACCUGCCCAUAUCUUUGCAUGCUCCUCUCAUCGAGCGCAAUGUUGCUCCUCAGAAUAUUGUUGUAGAACUCACAGUCCAGGGCAAAGACGGCAAGGAGGGCGCCAAGUACUACUGCGGUUGGAGCGGCCGGUCCGCGGCACCGCUUCCGGCAAGCGAGGCUAUCGCUCAGUCUUCCAACUCGGCUGCCAGCGCCGUGCCCAGCGCAAGCGUGAUCUGCAUCUCGCCUGCUCUGGCAAACUCCUUCCAGCCUGUUUUGCGUACCAAGGAUGGCUCAGAGCUCGUUCGCAUCACUCUUUUGCGUUCACCUCCGCUGCCGGUAGCCUCAAGAGUUGAUGUUUCUCCACUUGACGCGGACGACUGGGAGAUCCUUGGAACUUACGCUGAAGCUAUUGAGCUCAAUUUGCUCGAACAAUGCCGAGCUGCAUGUAAGGGCAUGAUCCUCGUGGUCUUCGCCGGGAAAGGUGGCAGGACAACUUGUAGGUUCAGAGUCGACUCCACGGAUCCACCUACUCGGAGCAUCGCCCCGGAUUCUUCGCAGAACGAAGAUGGAGCUUCUACUUCGAGCAGGGCAGUGCGAUUGUCCACAGAUACCGAACUAAUCAUUGCACCAAAGCCACGCGCGUCACACCAGCCAACUGAGCAACCUCCGGAAGACUUAGACCUGACAUCGAACCAGAGUGCAAGAUUGCAGGCUAUCUCUCAAAAGUCCAUUGAGGAAUUAGCGGACCGCUCGGUCUCUGUUCCGGAGGCAAGGCUUGUGCUACGCCGGAUGUUGUACAGAGUCAUGCCGUCGCUCUACGGGCCAAAAGCAGUCCCUCGAACCAUAGCGAAUGGGGCUGCGGAUGGAUCUCACCCUUCUCGCUCAUCUUCAGCAGCCUGGGCAGAUAAACUGGUGCUGCUGGAUUCGCAAAGCUAUGAGCUCUUGGCCAAAACCUUUUCGACCUUCCGGUGCUCAGUCACAAAAGUCCCGUGCCCAAACGGCAGCAAUACCUCUAGCAUCGAGAAUGCUUUGCGGAGUGAUGCAAAGGCGAAUGGAAAGAGUAAAGAGAGCGAGGGAGAUGACAGAGUUGAAGAAGAGGGAGACAGCUCAGAUAUGGAGUGGGACGAAUCAACAUCUUCUGUGUCCGUAUCGGAAGGGGAUGACUCUGGUCAAUCGCAAGACGGCAGUCAGCUGCCGGAAAGACCGACGGUCGGCGCUGCCUUCAUCGACGGAGAAGCAUAUAUGUUCGGAGCCGAUGGCGCCCAAUGGCCUCGAAGGCAUGUCUGGCUGGGCAGCGAGGUGAGGAAGAGCCUCGGCGUCCAAGACUACGACCUCGUAUUUUUUUCGGCACCCAGUCCAGCGACUUCUGCGCAAAUCAGCAAGCUCGAGGUGCCAAUCCAUUCAGCGCUGGUCAACGUCAAUGGAGCAGGGCCUCUGGGUCAGCGAGAAAAACGAAGGCUCGCAGGCGUCGACACGGUUCUGGCCCAAUGUGCUAGCGUUGUCAGGAACACGUUUCUAUCUCGCUCGCUGUUCCAAUGCAUCGAGACCAGCAAGCGUUCCGGUAAAAGUGGAAAGUCAAGAGUAUUCGGCCCCAUACCCUCUGGCAUGCUCAUCACAGGUGGUGCCGGCGCUGGCAAGACAUCUGUAGCGAAAGGGGUUCUGCGUCAGCUGUCCUUGCCAGCUGAUCCAUCGGGCCUGACUCCCCUUGUCGCUCCGCACUUCGUCGACUGCGCAGCAUACAGUGAAGAACGUGUCCCCGCGCUCCGCGCCCUUUUCCAAUCUUGGCUGAAUGCAGCUACAUGGAAUGCGCCCUCCGUGCUUGUGCUCGACAACGUCGACCGGCUUGUGCCAGCGGAGCAGGAACAUUCCGAUGGAAGUCGCAAUCGCCAGCUGGCGGAGAACCUCAUCAGUCGGAUCAAACAGACUGUUGCCGAGUCUGAUGUCUUUGUCAUCCUGACUGCUCAGAGUACGACGGCAGUGCACGCGCUUCUGAACGGUUCCCACAUCUUUGCUGAAACGGUGCAGCUGAAAGCGCCACCUAAGGAAACUAGACGCGAGAUUCUCGAAUUUUUGGUGCAGAAGAAAUUAACCCUCGGAGCGCUCGAACAGGAAGGUCUCAACUUUGUGACACUCAGCACUCAGACAGAAGGAUAUUUGCCCGCAGACCUGCAGGACUUGAUCGAGCGUGCUGUACACGAGGCGGCCAUACAUGCUUCCACCUCUACUGCAGCGCAGCAAUACGCUUCCUCGCCGAUGGUGCUCUCACUCACCAUGCAAGACUUUGCAAAGGCCCAGGAGGGGUUCACGCCACUCUCCUUGCGCGACGUCAAGCUGGAAAAGUCUGAGACUUCGUGGUCUGAUAUUGGAGGCUUAGUCGAAACGCGCCGGAUACUGCGCGAAACACUCGAGUGGCCCACUAAGUAUGCUGCGAUCUUCGCUAACUGCCCGCUUCGACUGCGCUCGGGGCUGCUGCUUUAUGGCUAUCCCGGAUGCGGCAAGACGCUGCUAGCCAGCGCUGUCGCUAAAGAGUGCGGCCUCAAUUUCAUCAGCGUCAAAGGACCGGAAAUUCUAAACAAGUAUAUUGGCGCAAGCGAAAAGUCGGUGCGCGACUUGUUCGACCGAGCGCAAGCUGCCAAACCAUGCGUGCUCUUCUUCGACGAAUUCGAUUCGAUUGCACCGAAGAGAGGCCACGACAGCACAGGCGUGACCGAUCGCGUUGUCAACCAGCUUUUGACGCAGAUGGACGGAGCAGAAGGCUUGAAUGGAGUUUAUGUCCUGGCUGCCACUUCACGACCGGACCUGAUCGACUCUGCUCUCUUGCGACCGGGGCGCCUGGACAAGUCGCUGCUGUGCGAUAUGCCGAGCGAGGAAGAUCGAUUGGACAUCAUGCGUGCUGUGUCGCAGAAAGUUAAGCUGCAUCCAGACGUCGACCUGAAAGAGUGGGCAAAGAGGACGGAAGGCUUCUCUGGCGCAGAUCUGCAGGCGCUGCUCUACAAUGCACACCUUGAGACGAUUCACGAGUCGAUCAACAACACGAAGCUAGUUUCGAGCAAUGGCAACAUAGCAAGCAAGAAGGAUGGCGAGCAGAACGACGUGCGGUUCGUCUGUGUUGGCGGUGGCGAUAACGACGCUCAUUCGCGCCUCAGCGGCGCCCAGCACCAGGCACUCUCUCGAAGGCUGGCGCUCAUGCUUGACAACUCCCUGCCGAAAAAGGAAUCACUCUCCAACGGCGUAGCUCGUGCCAAUGGCCUCUCCGUUGCUCAAGAUGAAGUGGUGCGCGAGUCCGUGCCUAUAGAGGGGAAGAGACUCGUCACGAGUGAGCACCUGCAACGCUCUCUGAAGGCCACGAGACCUAGUGUGCCGGCCGAUGAGCAGAGGAGGCUUCAGAGGAUCUACUCUGCUUUUGCAGGAGAGCGAGAUGGGAAGUUCCCGGAUGGUGAGGCGAGUCAAAAGAUCGGAGCAAGGGAGUCGCUCAUGUAGCUCAGAAAUCAUCCGGUGUUUGCUGGCGUGCUUGCCAUGUUAGCAAACGGAAUGGAAAGUGCCCAAAUGAUGCAG
Molecule: messenger RNA, 3830 nt
Organism: Tilletiaria anomala UBC 951
Lineage: Eukaryota; Fungi; Basidiomycota; Exobasidiomycetes; Georgefischeriales; Tilletiariaceae
Product: AAA-domain-containing protein
Exons: 2
Coding region: 222-3755 (1177 amino acids)
Biological process (GO): protein import into peroxisome matrix
Cellular component (GO): cytosol; peroxisome; peroxisomal membrane
Molecular function (GO): ATP hydrolysis activity; ATP binding
Source: RefSeq, a predicted model, not a curated record